Messenger RNA from Salvelinus namaycush (lake trout), 561 nucleotides. RefSeq names its product dickkopf-related protein 1-like. The record is from RefSeq and is a predicted model, not a curated record. Gene Ontology annotation, biological process: multicellular organism development; negative regulation of canonical Wnt signaling pathway. NCBI's taxonomy places the organism in Eukaryota, Metazoa, Chordata, Actinopteri, Salmoniformes, Salmonidae. Gene Ontology annotation, molecular function: receptor antagonist activity; co-receptor binding. Bases 1 to 561 code for a protein of 186 amino acids. Gene Ontology annotation, cellular component: extracellular region. The transcript is spliced from 4 exons.
AUGGCAAUUGAUACCAUACAGUCUUUGAGUUGCUCCACGGAUGACGAGUGCGGUGACCAUGGUUUAUGCGUUGUGUCCCGAGGCGCCUGUCUCCCGUGCAAGAGGCGCAGGAAGCGCUGUAUCCGGGACACUAUGUGUUGCCCGGGCAACCAGUGCAGCAAUGGUGUGUGUUUACCCGGCGAUCCUGACAUGGUUCAGCACAUCAGAAUGGAGGACAUAGUGCCACUCAGCAAUACACAGGAGAAAAACUCUACAGUGGAACUGAACUCCAAGUUGCCCACACAAGAUCUUUCACAAACCCCAAAAGGUCUGGAAGGAAAGCACUGCCUGAGGUCUUCAGAUUGCACAGAGGGACUUUGCUGUGCGCGUCAUUUCUGGUCCAAGAUCUGCAAGCCAGUGUUGAAAGACGGUCAGGUCUGCACCAAGCACAAAAGGAAAGGCACCCAAGGUUUAGAGAUAUUCCAGCGGUGUGACUGUGGAGACGGUUUGUCCUGCAGAACACAGAGAGGGGAGCACAACAGCAAGGCAACUCGAAGUCUGCACACUUGCCAAAGACAUUGA